AUGCAUAUGCUCGCUCUGAUCACCGCUCUUGCGGGUCUGGCAUCUGCCUUGCCCCAGAAGGUCUGCUCCACCGUGACGACUUGGGCCAUUGUCCCCACCACCACAGCGACAUACUCGACGACUGAUGUCGUUACCGUUAGCGCCACCACGCCCAUGGAUCUUGGAACUUUUACUCAAGUCGAGACCAUCUCGGAGACAAACACCCUUCUCACCUUCACGACUACUACUACUGUCUGCGGAGCUACCGGCAUUGUAUCAGUGCCAACCGCAACUGUAACAGUGUACUCUGGUACUGAUGGGUACCGCAAACGGGCUGAGGGUCCCCGCCGACGUUCAGAACCGUGUACUGUUACCUCAACUGCGACCACAACAUAUGGACAGACGCAGGUCUAUGCUAAGAACGGCAAGACCAGCACCUACACCGCCCACACCGCCUUCACACAGGCAACGAUAACCACCACCACGUACAGAGGAACCGAGCAUGUCAUCGCAACUGAGACCGCUACGGCCGAAGCUGUAUGCGGCGACGUCACAGAGACGGUACCCGCCUGGACCUCGACAGUCUCAAUGGACAGUCGCUGCUCGCCUGCAGCAAUGAUUGUGGAAGGCCGUGGAUUUGGAAUCGACUAUGUCACUGAUGUACCAAACACCGGAGCCACUUAUGAAACUACCACCGACAAUGCUUCAAUCUGUUGCCAGCUGUGCGCAGAGACAGACAAGUGUGCCUCAAGUGGAUGGGAUAUUCGGUCUGGAAACUGCAAGCUCGAGUUCCCAACGAAGUGGGACACAGGCGAGCUAAGCUGCGGUCUGGGCAUGAUGGGGAUGUAUGCUGCCGGUCCAAAUCAUCCAAUGUCACCAGGCGCCGGAUGGUAUCUUGCUGAGCUUUGUGGCAGAGUGGACCUCUUCAACGCAAAGCCUGACGAUGGCACGUAG
This is a messenger RNA of Ramularia collo-cygni, 933 nucleotides long. RefSeq lists its product as uncharacterized. Lineage: Eukaryota; Fungi; Ascomycota; Dothideomycetes; Mycosphaerellales; Mycosphaerellaceae. The transcript has 2 exons. Bases 1 to 933 code for a protein of 310 amino acids. The record is from RefSeq and is a predicted model, not a curated record.